Molecule: messenger RNA, 4730 nt
Organism: Spirodela intermedia
Lineage: Eukaryota; Viridiplantae; Streptophyta; Magnoliopsida; Alismatales; Araceae
Source: the annotation of a GenBank genome assembly
AUGACGGGGGUGAAGAUGGAGCAAACCUGCGUGGAGAACAGGCAAUCGGCUGCCACGUCGAGCUCCUCCCAAUCCCAGGGCAGCUACGGGUACUCCCGAAGGACUUCAGCCGCUUGCAGUCCGGGGGCAUCUUCUCCGUCCCACCGGUACUGUAUUUUAACUCUUGGUUCAUGGUCGAACAACUCUUAGUUUUUCCUCUAAUUAUCUGAUUGUUAAACGUUGAUGUGGUCGUUUCGUUAUAGCUAUACAUGGAAAAUGGUAAGAAGUUCACAUGAAUCGUCCGAUGUCCUUCAGUAACUCUCGAACAAUUCUGUGCAUAAAGCCCCCCCAUGCCACCCAAUCAAUAUCUUCGAAACCAUUUUCGAAUACCUUAUUUGCGCGCAAUUCACCCCCAUGCCGCUGCGCUCUUCACACAUCAGGACAGUUGUAUAUCGCAAUGACAUGUUCUCUUAUGGUAGAGGUAUGGAUCUUCGAAUGGCAAUAUGAACAAUCGGAUAUAUAAAUGCAAGGGUACCUGUUAUCGCUGUGGAUUUAAGUCAGUCAGAUAUGCCUUUUGUGUAACCAAGGAAAGAAGAGUAGAAAACCAUGAACGAAAAUAGUUGUAUUUCCUUGGAAUUGACGAUAUCUCGUUGCAUCCUUGAUGAAAGGCGUUGUACAGCUGUAUUUUUCUUACUUCUCUUUUUUUCUCUUAAUUAUAUGUGUGGUGAAGAAGGAGCUUGUUUUAUGGAAGGCCGUAGGAAUGAUGAUCUAAACCAAGAUUUUAUCUAGGUUUUAUUAGAAUAAUGAACGUGCUCAAUUUCUUUAUGAUUUAUUUUUGAGGUGAGAAUGAAAACCUGGUAUUUGGGAACUUAUGGUUAUAGAUCAUUGGAGACCAGGUUAUUCCCCAAACAAUUCCUUCUCAGGCCUUUCAUCGUUUAACUGAUCUUACAAAGCAUGAGUUUGAGCCUUGACUGGCCACCCAGGCAAUGUCAUUUGUAGUGUCUAGAAUUUGACAAUGUGAAGGCUUAAUAAGCACCGUUCUUGUGAAAAAAACAAGGGGAUCACCUUUUAUGGCAAAGAUAUUCUGUCAAAUGUACUUGCUAAUUCUAUUCAAUUAUACUAUCUGGGGAUUGGUUUGGCUGGACGCUCAUGAAUGUUGAUGUAAAUAAUUUCUAGGCGGACUACUGGGCCUAUAAGACGAGCAAAAGGUGGCUGGACACUGGAGGAGGUGAGCUAUCUGUUACAAUCUUGAAUGUAAAUCAAAAAAAUGUGGAAAAACUUCUCUGUCUUCGUUCAAUGCAUUAACAGUAGUGGGGGGUUCAUUUCUGUUUUAUUCUAAUUUCUAUUUUUUUUUUUUGCGAAGCUUUUUUUAGUUUAGGUUCAUUUAAAAUUGAAGAAUAGAAAUGUUCAAAUCUUGACUCCUUGCUUAACUACUAGCAUAAAUUUUUCUGAGGUUUUCACUCAUCUAUCAACAUGAAUUUAGUUACUUUUCUUGAAUAUUUUUUUAAUAACAUGCCUUUUUUCUUAUAUUGUUGAGUGCAUGUUGAUUAACAACUGUUUAACAAAUGAUAACCUGCUGCAGGACGAGACUCUACGGAAGGCUGUUAAAGCCCACAAAGGAAGAUGUUGGAAGAAAAUAGGUUUUCCACACUUUUUCCGCUAUUUAUCUCCAUAGAGUACCUGCUUAUGCUUAAUUUUCUAUGGUUCCAGUAUCUUUAUCGUUGAUUAUCUUCUUUGAAACUGAUUUUAAAUAGUCACCAUUACUGUGAUGUGGCAUAAAAAUCUUAGUAAAUUUUAAACAUGAAUGAUUAAUUUCAGUACCUAGCAAUUUAAGAAGAGAAUUUAGCAUUGUGAUGUCAGAAUAACCUUUUUAUUUUUUAUCAUGUGCAGCUGAGUUCUUCCCAGAUAGAUCAGAAGUGCAGUGUCUACAUCGAUGGCAAAAGGUUCUCAAUCCUGAACUUGUCAAAGGUCCAUGGAUCCCAGAGGUAUGCUGCUAAUAUAGAAGUUAAAACUUUAGCUCUAAGAAAAAGGAACCAAAUUUUAUGAUCAUAAUUGCGCUCUGAUGCAGGAGGAUGAUAAAAUAGUGGAACUAGUGGAAAAGUAUGGCCCAACAAAAUGGUCUAUCAUUGCAAAGUCAUUACCUGGUCGCAUUGGGAAGCAAUGUCGGGAGAGGUAAUCCUUGGGUUCCUCUGAUCAUUUUAUUUACCAAUUCAGCACUCAAGUUAUCGGAACACAAAUUCAAGAUCCAAUAACUUCAGUUUUUUCUUUGUACUAGUUAUUCAUCCGAAUUUCUUGCUUAAAACUGAAACUCUUUGGGCGAUGGACGCUUCAUUUUUUUAGUUUCCUUGAAUUCUCAGGGAAGAGAAGAGGGAAAAAGGAGAACAAAUGUUCGAAAAUUAUAUUUUCCAUCUAGAUCAACUAUUUAUGUGCCAGAAAUAUCAAUAGACUUAUAGUUUGUGAUUGUUUCUGUAUACUGUUGUUGAAAAAGCAGUUUUUGACAGCUGAAUAAGAAAAAGAUAUUUAUUCCAGGAUAAUAUUAUCUUGAUGGUAAGGGUCAUUAUCACUCUUAGAUAGGGAUGCUGAGCAUUUUAUAUUGUGCAUUAAAUUGUUGUUCUUAGAUCAUUAUUAGAUUUUCAAUUAUCCUUAUCGCAUAUAUUUCUCGGUUCCUUAGCGAACAGAAGCCUGGAACUUCCACACUUUUUUUUUGGCGUUGCAUUGAUAUGACUCUUAUUCAACAUAAAUACGCUUAAAAGCUCAUAAUGUUGGUGCUCGCAUUAAGGUGGCACAAUCAUUUGAACCCACUGAUAAAGAAAGAUGCUUGGACCCUGGAGGAGGAAGUUCAACUCAUCAAUGCUCAUCAGAGACAUGGUAAUAAAUGGGCGGAAAUAGCCAAGUUUUUACCUGGAAGGUAUGAGUUCUUGUAUUACUUUUUUUUAAUAUAUCCUUAUGUACCAAAGAGCUGUUUGUUGUUCUCUCGAAUGUCAUUGGCAGUACUAAUAUUCAUCUGUCAUGAAUAGCUUUCUGUUGCCAUACCAUGAUAAUAUGAUCAUUGGGGCGUUUCUGGAGUUUAUCUUCUUGUAGAUUGUUUUAAUGGUUAACCUUUUCGUUAAAUUUCAUUUUAAAUGAAUCAGUUAAGUUCACGGGUGUCCAGAGAAGAAUUGUCUUAGAACGUUGGGAAAGUCUUUUGCCUUGGGGUGAAAUCAUCAACUCCAUGGUGUCGGUGCAGAUUGGAUAUACAAUUACAACUAAUCUCUGUAGGUUAUAAAUUUCUGUUCUGACUUAACUCAUAGAAACUAGACAAUGUGAUUAACUGUGGCAUAAUUCGUUCACUGAUGAAUGCUAGUUUUUUUUAUCAGUCCCAAAGCAUUCAUCUUAUCAAGUCGGCUGUUUGAGGCUUAACUCAGCAAUAAUAUAAGCGAUAUCAUGGCCUUCUUCUCUUUGUUAGUCAAUUGUCUCCAGCAGCAUUUAGAAGUCAUCAACUGUCCUGCUUUAAACUAAUGUCAUUUUUAUCAUUUUAAUUCCAUGUCUGCCAACAUUUAUGUGGUAUUCCCUCUCUGGGCUUCACCAAUAAGUCAAUUCAUAUUAUUUUCUCGUGUUCUCUUCGCCUGAUCAGUUUUUUGGUCCAUCUUGUUUGCUAUCUUCCGUGGGAUUUCUCUUGGGUCUGUUUUCUACGCAUUUUUAUAAACUUUGUUGACUGAUUUUUAUUUUAUUUAUUCGUGAUCUUAGUAUGCACAUGCGUAAUGUUGAGCGAUUAUUCGUCUACUCGCAGGACUGACAACUCAAUAAAGAACCAUUGGAAUAGUUCCCUGAAGAAAAAAUUAGAUUUAUAUUUGGCUACUGGUAAACUGUCUGCAGUUUCGAAAUCUGCAAUGCUGAAAGAUGUUGGAAAGACUGCCAGCGGACGUCUGCUGGUUUGUUCACUUAAGGGAUCAGAACAAAGCCCCCAGUCCUCUUCUAAAGCUACGUUGCUCACUGCUCCCAGCCUCUCUAGCCCUUUUGAGAUGGAAGGCUACAGACAUAGGUUUGACUCCACAGCCACUGAGUUUCAUGUAGAAGCUUCAAAAAAUGUGCCGGCUAUUAAUGGCAAAUGGGAAAAGGUAGGUGACGACCUGGGUGUGAAGUCCGAGGCCCACGCCGAUGACAUGGAAGUUGACUAUAAAAUGGUCAAUGGAAAGUCAGAGCAUGCUGAAGGUGUUCUGACAGCGGGUUCUCUGUUCUACAAACCACCCCAAUUAGAAAUAUGUGAUGUAUCUGCUGCAUCAUCCAUCUUGAACAAAUACUGCCUCCUGCAAGAGUUGCCAAGCUCGAGAUCUUCUACUCCUCUGAAUGCCAAGCACGCAGCUGAGUGCAGCCCUGAGAUUAUAUUGAAAAAUGCAGCCAAGAGCUUCCCGAGUACGCCUUCUAUUAUCAGAAGAAGGAGAAACAGGAUAUCUACACCUCUUUCCGUGGAAGACAACGGGAAAGUUACAGAAGAAAAUCAUGAGACCGUCAGCUUCUCUCCUCCCUACCAAGUGAGGCCUGUCCGGGCUGCCGUGCUCAGACCUUUAGAGAAACAGCUCGACUUCUCACUUGAACCCGAAAAGUCGGAGAAAGAUGCAAAAUCCAUGUGUUCUUGUACCAACAGUAUCUCGCGUGGUACUAAUGGCGACGCGUGUAUCUCAGGCAUGCAGCAGGUCCAGAGUAGCUGUCCGGUUGGAUCAGACAAUCUAAGCAGCAGCUUGACGCAUUCACCAAACAUGGGCGUAGCCUGA